Molecule: messenger RNA, 1107 nt
Organism: Ambispora leptoticha
Lineage: Eukaryota; Fungi; Glomeromycota; Glomeromycetes; Archaeosporales; Ambisporaceae
Source: the annotation of a GenBank genome assembly
AUGAACUGCUCGUUCGACACUGGGACUGCUGGUCUAAAGGACAGUUCCUUGUUCAAUGCAAUUUGGACUGCACGAAAGAAGUCAAAACGUUCCAGUGAUGUACAAAUCGGGCGUCUGCAGGUCAAGAAGGUAAAGCAUCUCGCAACCGGAGGCCAAAUGUUUAACAAUGGUGAUGUAACGCUUAGAAUGCGUCAAGAAAAAGAAGAAGCUUCAAUAAAGAAAGAUGAACCUUCUUCAACCAAUAUAACCAAGCACAAAAUAAAAGAGUCAAUACCUAUCGAGGAAUGCAAAGAAAUGAUUUCCAAUUCUGAUUAUGUAAAAAACAAUAGGGUGUUUUCGGAAGACAUCGAAAAUAUUUUAGAAAAUCAUAAAGCUAAUUACGAAGAAAAAGACGAGUUAGCUGAAGAUGAAUUUGAAAAAAGUUUAACAGAAGCAGAUAUCAUCAAUAUAAGUUCGAAUAGGCCUUCUUUAAUGAGUAAAGAACUUUUAAGUAGAUUAAAGGAAGAAGCACAAUCUCAGCCCCCACCUCGCAUUAAGGUUGAUGGACUUAAAAAGAAUGAAAAUGAUGUUCCUUCAUCUAAAUGGCGUCGUGAAAUGAUUUACCAAAACAGUAACGCCUCUGCACGUAAGGCAGAUGGUAUUCUUUUCAAUUAUGAAAAUACCAGUCAAGAGUCCUUACUUUUUGAGAACAUCGGUCCACCGUUGAAGACCAAAAAUCCCAAGUAUAAUGGCGAUCUUUUAAAAUGUUUUCGAAACUCUGUAGAUUCUAUUUGCAAAACUUUUUGGAAUGGAAAUGGAGACGUAGAAUUUGCAAAGAAGUAUUACGUAUUAGCAUAUGUGUUGCACAAGGACAAAGGCGAACUGUUUAGAUUGAAUUUGGGUGCUCCUAAAACAUUUGUCGCUGAAAGGAUACUAACAGUUCAUUACUCUUUUGAAUAUUCGACCUUUCCUUGCAUUGUCGGCAUUAUUGAUCUCCUUCUUACAGUUAAGGCUAUUUUCGAAUCCAAUAUGGAUGUUCUUCACGAUUAUUCAAAGUCAUGCAUGGAAAUAUCUAAUAAUUUUACACCAGUUCGAGAAUGGCUUAGUUUGAAUAGGAACAGCCUCUGA